Brassica napus (rape) is the source of this 2802-nucleotide messenger RNA. RefSeq names its product alpha-L-arabinofuranosidase 2. Gene Ontology annotation, molecular function: alpha-L-arabinofuranosidase activity. The record is from RefSeq and is a predicted model, not a curated record. Gene Ontology annotation, biological process: L-arabinose metabolic process. NCBI's taxonomy places the organism in Eukaryota, Viridiplantae, Streptophyta, Magnoliopsida, Brassicales, Brassicaceae.
UUGUGAGAUUGAGUUAUGAGAUUUGGGGGCACCAAAGGAGUUGUCUCCUCUCCCGAUGAUGAAUCCACAAGGCCAUUCCUAACCUGAUUUCGAACCUCCUCCGACGAUACCUUCGAGUCCUCGGUUACCUCCAAACUGAAUCGAUGGUCCAUGGGCCGAACUUUACGAUCCGGUGCCGUCAGACUCAUCGUACCGAUAACAACGACCAUGAGUUGCUUUAAAGGUGGAGACUUUGAUGCUGAACCUGAUUGUCAAUGAUGUUUAUCCGCACAACUUUGGUCAUCGUCCCCAUCAGUGUCUGGACUUUCUGGAGAUGCGGCAACUGCACCUGCCCAAGUCUACGUGGGAAUGGGUUUGCUCGCUGGCUCCACCGUUACUUACGUCCUGUGUCAUUAGCUAUUUGACUGCACUUUGAUUGGAGUAGUGUGAUGAAUGAAGAAGAUAAUAGAGAAAAACAGGAACAACCAUUCUCAUUGGAAGUGGUGACAUGGCUACAAGUAAAGGGGAGCUCUUGAGAGCUACUGCUGUGGAAGAGGAUACUUCUUCGCUUCCUCUACCGACGCUGCUUAAACCAGAGCUCAAGCAUGGAAAGAAACCUCUUUUCGAUCUCAUGGAGGCUAUUAGAGAGAUAAAGAUGAGCUUUCCUGUGAGGAUGCUUUGAGGGAGAACGUUGGUGCAUUUAUGAACGCCUUAUUGCUAGCAAAGCCUGCCGGAUUGAAAAAGAAUUUGGCGAUGAUGGACAGGAAGUGGUGUUCUCUGACGUUUCUGACAAGUAUUUGCCUGAUAUUAUUUCUCCUUGGCUCUUAUGCUGCUUACGAGCAUUUUCGUCGUGUUGAUGCUCGAGAAGACAACGAAAAACAUUAUGUGACACUGCAAGUAGAAGCUUCCAACGCCACAGGACGACCCAUUCCUGAAACCCUUUUUGGGAUCUUCUUUGAGGAAAUCAAUCAUGCUGGAGCAGGUGGACUGUGGGCUGAACUUGUUAGCAACAGAGGAUUUGAAGCUGGUGGACAAAUCAUUCCUUCCAGUAUCUGGCCUUGGUCCAUUAUUGGAGAUGAAUCAACCAUAUCUGUAGUUACAGACCGCUCUUCAUGUUUUGAGCGCAACAAAAUUGCACUUAGAAUGGAAGUGCUUUGUAACAGCAGUGGUUGUCCAUCAGAAGGAGUCGGGGUUUAUAACCCGGGUUACUGGGGCAUGAACAUUGAAAAAGGAAAGAAAUACAAAGUGACCCUGUAUGUGCGUUCCACUGGGGACAUCGAUGUGUCUGUGUCUUUGACAAGCUCGAAUGGAUCACUAACUCUUGCAUCAGAGCAGAUUAUAGCUUUGGCUUCUGAGGUUUCAAAAUGGACAAAGAAGGAAAUGCUUUUGGAGGCAAAUGGAACAGAUGAUGGCGCAAGGCUUCAAUUGACAACUACCAAAAAUGGUUCAAUCUGGUUUGAUCAAGUCUCAGCCAUGCCUGUGGAUACUUAUAAGGGACAUGGUUUUAGGAAUGAUCUUUUCCAAAUGAUGGUUGAUCUCAAACCUCGUUUCAUCCGUUUCCCUGGUGGUUGUUAUGUGGAGGGUGAUUCGUUAAGCAACGCAUUCCAGUGGAAAAAAACCGUGGGAGCUUGGGAAGAGAGGCCUGGCCACUUUGGUGAUGUUUGGAACUACUGGACAGAUGAUGGUCUUGGCCACUUUGAGUUCUUCCAACUGGCUGAAGAUCUCGGUGCAGCUCCAAUAUGGGUGUUUAACAGUGGAAUCAGUCAUCAUGAUCAAGUUGAAACCGCACGUAUCAUGCCGUUUGUUCAAGAAGCGCUAGAUGGUAUUGAGUUUGCUCGUGGUGAUGCUAAUUCAACAUGGGGAUCAGUUCGAGCUGCAAUGGGACAUCCAAAGCCUUUUGGCCUUAAAUAUGUUGCUGUUGGGAAUGAAGAUUGUGGGAAAAAAUACUACAAAGGAAACUACCUUGAGUUCUAUAACGCUAUCAAGAAAGCCUAUCCAGACAUCAAAAUCAUCUCCAACUGCGAUGGAUCGUCUCAACCACUCGAUCACCCUGCUGAUUACUAUGAUUAUCACGUUUAUACUCUUGCCAAGGAGUUGUUUUCCAUGUCCCAUAUGUUUGACAAAACGUCGCGUGAUGGUCCAAAGGCUUUUGUUAGUGAAUACGCUGUGAACAUAACAGAUGCUAAUACUGGAAACCUUCUAGCUGCUCUUGGUGAAGCAGGUUUCCUCCUUGGUUUGGAAAAGAACAGUGAUGUUGUAGGAAUGGUAAGCUAUGCACCUCUCUUCGUUAACACAAACGACAGAAGGUGGUUGCCAGAUGCUAUAGUUUUCAACUCGUCUCAUUUGUAUGGAACACCAAGCUAUUGGGUCCAACAGUUCUUCACAGAGUCAAGUGGAGCAACUCUUCUCAGCUCUACUAUGGAGGGAAACUCUUCUUAUGUUGAAGCAUCUGCCAUAUCCUUCCAAAGCAAUGGCUCUGAUUACAUACAGAUUAAGGCUGUUAACUUUGCAAACGUGACAGUAGAGCUGAAGGUAAAGAUGACUGGAUUGGACUCGAGCAACACGAAAGCUUCUGCAAAAAAGAAGAAAGUACUUACAUCUGCCAGUGUGAUGGAUGAGAACUCCUUCUCCAACCCAGAGAUGAUUAAGCCACAAGAAAGCAUAGGGGUGAUGUCGGAGGGGAACUUCACGUUUGUUCUCCCUCCCUACUCCUUUUCGUCAUUCGAUAUUUAGUGUCACUAGACGUUGUAGACUCUAAGUUUUAUACAACAAUGAGUGCGUGAAUGAUAUGAUUACAUAUCAAUAAUAUGACGUUACAUUCUA